Molecule: messenger RNA, 1077 nt
Organism: Rotaria sp. Silwood1
Lineage: Eukaryota; Metazoa; Rotifera; Eurotatoria; Philodinida; Philodinidae
Source: the annotation of a GenBank genome assembly
AUGAAUUUAACUCAUCAACAACAACAAAUGCGUCAUCAUCAUCAUUAUCCUCAACAAAUACCAUCAGCAAGUCGAACAACAGCAUUUGCUAUUCAAGAAAUUCUUGGUCUUACAUCAACAGAUCUUGCAGCAGCUCGUGCUUAUGCUGAUCAUCAAGCAUAUACAGCUUAUUUAUCUCGAUCAAGUUUAUUUUCAUCUCCAUAUCAUUCACAUCCACAUUCUCAACAUCAUCCAACAGGAUCAUUUAUAAAUGGAGAUGUUCCACAUCCACAUACAAAUUUUCUUCAACAAUUUUCUCCAACAAAUUCGCAUAAUACAAAUACAACAUUAGAUUCAUUACAAGAUAAUUUAGAUCGAGAUAUUCUUAUUGGUAGUACUACUGGAAGUGGAAGUGAUGGUUGUGGUAGUAAUGAAAAAUUAAAUACAAAUGGUACAAAUAGUAGUAAUAGUAAUGGUACGGGUAAAAAGAAAAAAUGUAAACGAAGACAUCGGACUAUAUUUACUAGUCAUCAAGUAGAAGAAUUAGAAAAAGCAUUUAAAGAUGCUCAUUAUCCUGAUGUAUCAGCACGCGAAUUACUUGCAGUUAAAACUGAUCUUCCUGAAGAUCGAAUUCAGGUUUGGUUUCAAAAUCGUCGAGCUAAAUGGCGUAAAACAGAAAAAACUUGGGGUAAAGCGACAGUCAUGGCUGAAUAUGGUUUGUAUGGAGCUAUGGUUCGUCAUUCACUUCCAUUACCUGAAACAAUUGUUAAAUCAGCUAAAGAUGGUAUUGAUUCAUCAUGUGCUCCAUGGCUUCUUGGUAUGCAUAGAAAAUCUUUGGAAGCAGCUGAACAAUUAAAAAAAAUGGUUAAAGAUGAUGGUGAAGAAGAUGGAGAAGGUACAAAUGAAAAUGAUGAUGACGAUGAUGAUGAUGAUGAUGAUGAUUGUAGUAGUACACAUUCAAGAAAAUCACCAAGAUCAUUAUCUGGAUCGACACAUAUUGAUAUAACUGAAGCAAUGAGAAGUGAAAGUAUUGCUGCACUUCGUGCUAAAGCUCAAGAGCAUAGUGCACGAACAACGGCAAGCAAUUGUAAACAAUAA